AUGGCUUCACAGGCAAGGAUUGAAGAGCUGCCGUCUAUGCUAUGGGUAGCCGUACCUUCCGUCCUGCUGGUGUCAGCUUAUUUCGUUCGGAAAUGGUAUCUUUCCUACCGACUCAAAGUCCAUGGUAUCGGGCGAGGAGCCAAAGGAUUCCAAACGAACGUUCGCCAAGUUCGCGUAACACCCGAAAUCGCUGAACGGCUUCGACGAGGUGAAGAAGUCAGCCCUGAAGAAAUAGCAGCUGCAGCUGCGAAGAUGGAGGAACUCGAGCGACAGGGGAAGGCUCCGGCGCCUGCACCCCGGCCACCGCCUGUGUUCGAGGACGAGAAACCCUUCUACGAUUCUAGGACGCCCAGACCGCCCUCACCUCCCCGUGGUACCCCGUCCAAGAAAACAAACGACAAUGUGGAUAACGAAUGGCUCCCUGACACCGUGACAAAAACAACGAAGCGAAAGACAAGGGGGAAGAAGGCGUAA
Molecule: messenger RNA, 474 nt
Organism: Coprinopsis cinerea okayama7#130
Lineage: Eukaryota; Fungi; Basidiomycota; Agaricomycetes; Agaricales; Psathyrellaceae
Exons: 3
Coding region: 1-474 (157 amino acids)
Source: RefSeq, a predicted model, not a curated record